UUAAUCACCAUUAUUUUAGCAUUCCGAAAUGAAGAUGCAUUUACUUCUGAAGUUCUUUUUGCUAGAUUUGAUCCUUUUGUCUCAAAUCCGUGGGCAGAAAGCUUGUUUGGAGGAGGAGAGGUUGGGUCUGCUAGAUUUGAAGUCCUUUGCUAAUAAAUUUCAUAGCGAUCAUUCAGACCUCAUCUUCCCUUCAUGGGUUGAUGACCCAGAGAGUGACUGCUGUGUUUGGCAGAGAGGCACCUGCAACUCCACCACAGGACGCGUGAUUCAACUCUCCCUCUAUAAUGAAACGCGAUAUGCUAUGAAUUAUUGUCCUAGACCAUCUUUUUGGAAUCAUGAUAAAUCAGAGCCGUUGCUUUGGAACAUUUCCUUAUUCCAGCGUUUUAAAGAGCUAAGAACUCUCGACCUAUCUUACAAUGAAAUCGACGGUUGGAUGCAGAACCAAGGUUCUGAAGGCUUCUUGAGGCUAGAGCUGCUGGAGACAUUGGACCUUACUUGCAACAAUUUAGGAAAUAAUACCCUACAAUCUUUGAGGAAACUCACAUCUCUUAAGAAUCUGAUUCUUCGUAGCAAUCUCUUGGAAGGAUCUUUCCCUGUUGAAGAACUAUCGGUUCUUGAAAGCCUGGAGACAUUGGAUUUAAGUCAGAAUUUCGUUAAUGGCUUCCCAAGGAUGCUCGUCAUGGUUCGUUUGUAUUUGAGAAGAGAUGCGGAACGACGAAAAAGACUAUUAGCUAUGUUUAAAUUUUAUAUGGAGAUUUGUCGUGCUGUUAGUUCAUUCUUGACCUUAUUGUCUGCAGCAUCGACUUUAUGUACUUAUAGGCCAAGAGUAAGAUCUUAUGCAUUAGAUUUUGCUACAAAUCGAGAGUAUGUGAGGCGACUUGUGUAUGAUAAUGAUAUUUCAUGUAUUUCACAAAUUAGGAUGAAUAGGGUUACUUUUUUAAAAUUAUGUGAAAUGUUAGAAAGUAUUGGAGGGUUGAAGUCAACAAAGAACAUGCUUGUAGAUGAGCAAGUUGCAAUAUUCUUACAUAUUAUUGCUCAUCAUGUUAAGAAUCGAGUAAUUAGUUUAAAUUUUAGAAGGUCGGGUGAGUCAAUUAGUCGGCACUUUCAUAAUGUUUUGGCUGCAGUCUUGAAAUUGCAAGAACAUUUGUUUAGAAAACCUGAGCCCAUUCCAACAAACUCAACAGACAAUCGGUGGAAGUGGUUUAAGAAUUGUUUAGGUGCUCUAGAUGGGACAUACAUCAGAGUUAAGGUGCCAAGUGCAGAUAAACCUAGAUAUCGCACUCGUAAAGGGAAUAUUGCAACAAAUAUGUUAGGUGUAUGUACACCUGACAUGCAAUUUGUCUUUGUUCUUCCUGGUUGGGAAGGGUCUGUAGCUGAUGGCAGAGUUCUUCGAGAUGCACUAAGGAGAAGAAAUGGACUUAAAGUGCCUAAUGGUUGUUACUAUCUAGUUGAUGCGGGCUAUACAAAUUGUGAGGGCUUUCUUGCACCUUAUAGGGGUCAACGAUACCAUUUGAAUGAAUGGCGUCAAGGCCAUGAACCAAGCAGUCCUGAAGAAUUUUUUAAUAUGAAACAUGCUGCUGCUCGCAAUGUUAUAGAGAGAUGUUUUGGGUUAUUGAAAAUGAGAUGGGGUAUUCUUAGGAGUCCAUCAUUUUAUCCGAUUAGGAUACAUAAUAGGAUUAUUAUAGCUUGUUGUUUGCUUCAUAAUUUUAUUAGGAGGGAGAUGAGUUUUGACCCUAUUGAAAUGGAUUUAGGGGAAUAUGUUGAAACCAACAUAGCAGUUGAUGAGGAUUUUAUAAGUACUAUUGAUCCUACUGAUGUUUGGGGUAAUUUCAGAAUGGAAUUAGCAAAUCAGAUGUUCAAUGAAUGGCAAGCAUCUAGGCAAAAUGAUGAUUGACAUUUGUUAGGCAUAUUGAUACUGAAGGACUAUUGCUGGGUUUCUUUCCUUUGCCAGUUCAAGUUGUACUUUUUUAAAAAUUUGUUCUUAACGUGUUAUUGUUUUGUCAAUUGUUGUUGUUAAUUGUGUUGUUUAUAUUGUACUUUUUAUCAUGUGAAUAAAGUUUGAGUAGUUUUAAUA
Molecule: messenger RNA, 2074 nt
Organism: Theobroma cacao (cacao)
Lineage: Eukaryota; Viridiplantae; Streptophyta; Magnoliopsida; Malvales; Malvaceae
Source: RefSeq, a predicted model, not a curated record